Astyanax mexicanus (Mexican tetra) is the source of this 1807-nucleotide messenger RNA. RefSeq names its product lipase, hepatic a (gene lipca). The record is from RefSeq and is a predicted model, not a curated record. The transcript has 9 exons. Lineage: Eukaryota; Metazoa; Chordata; Actinopteri; Characiformes; Acestrorhamphidae. Gene Ontology annotation, molecular function: apolipoprotein binding; triacylglycerol lipase activity. Gene Ontology annotation, biological process: lipid metabolic process. The coding region runs from base 127 to 1623 and encodes 498 amino acids.
UCUCAGGACCUUUGCACUCUGUGCCCUCCCACCUGAGAGACCCCCCCUGCUCACACACACCCACUGCAGACCUCUGAUUUAGCCUCUGGUUUGGAUUAUCUGGCUGCUGGACGCUGUCGGAGCAGCAUGGCUGUGCUAAAGCUGCUGUCCGUCCUGUUCCUGAGCGCACAGCUGUGUGCUGGACACAGAGGAAGAGGCAGCAGAACAGGUGCUGAGUUUGGGAAGAGAAAGAAAGUGACCUAUGAGCCUCAAGCGGUGUUCAGGGUGUUUUCUCCAGAGGUGGACAUGGAGGAUACCUGCACGGUCAAGCUGUUCCAACAGCAGACUCUGCAGUCCUGUGGCUUCAAUAGCAGCCACCCAUUGGUCAUCAUCACUCACGGCUGGUCGAUGGAUGGGCUGAUAGAGAACUGGGUCACCAAACUGGCUACUGCACUGAAGAGCUCACAGAAAGACAUUAAUGUCCUGUACACUGACUGGAGGACCCUGGCACACCAACAUUACCCCAUCGCUGCUCAAAACACACGCAUCGUGGGGCGAGAUCUCGCCCUGCUGCUGAUGUGGCUCGAGGAUUUCAUUCAGGUUCCUGUUAGUAAGGUUCACCUCAUUGGUUACAGUCUUGGAGCUCAUAUAUCAGGAUUUGCUGGCAGUAACCUGGCCAUGUCCGGGAAGACGCUGGGGAGAAUCACUGGUCUAGACCCAGCAGGUCCGCUGUUUGAGGGCAUGUCUGCUUCAGACAGACUCUCGCCAGACGACGCCCGGUUUGUAGAUGCCAUCCACACAUUCACUCAGCAGCACAUGGGUCUCAGCGUGGGCAUCAAACAGCCUGUGGCUCACUUCGACUUCUACCCCAACGGAGGAUCAUCACAGCCUGGCUGCCAACUGCACGUUAAAAACCUGUAUGCCCACCUGUCUCAGUACGGACUUAUGGGUUUUGAGCGGACAGUAAAGUGUGCCCAUGAACGCUCCGUCCACCUUUUCAUCGACUCUCUUCUGAACAAAGAUAAGCAGAUCACAGCCUACAAAUGCAGCAGUAAUGAAGCCUUUAAUAAGGGGGUGUGUCUGGACUGCCGUAAGAACCGCUGCAACACUUUGGGCUUCGACAUCAAGAAGAUCCACACCAGCAGAAGCAAGAAGCUCUUCCUCAAAACACGCUCUCUGAUGCCAUACAAACUGUACCACUUCCAGUUCAGGAUCCAGCUGUUCACACAGAUUGAGAGGAUUGACCCCUCUCUCAGCAUCACACUGACCGGGACACAGGGAGAGAGCGAGACUCUGCCAAUAGUCCUAGAGGAGGAGAUUUCAGGUAACAGGAGCUACUCCUUCCUCAUCACUCUGGACAGAGAUAUCGGUGAUCUGAUGAUGCUGUAUAUCAGCUGGGAGGACGUCCCGCUGUGGGCCAACAUGUGGAGCAGGAUGAAGACAAUAAUGCCCUGGAGGAACAAAGACAGCGAGCCUCAGCUCACUGUAGGCAGGAUCCGGGUGAAAGCGGGGGAAACGCAGCAGAAGACCGGUUUCUGCGCUCAGUCUGAAGACUCCGCCUCUAUUCAUCCCGCUGAGCAGAAGCUGUUUGUUCGCUGUGAUGAAAACCCCCUGCGCUCCAGACGAGUGACAUCACGCCGGUGACAUCAGCACGCGCCAGAGUGACUGUAUGAGCACUUUAUGAGCAUCAGCGCUGCCAGGAUUUAAUCCUGUGUGAUUAAUAACGAGGGGCUGGUGCUCAUCGAGGGGGAUUCCCUUUAAAACAAACAAAAAACAAAUAAACAACUAAAUUAAACAAAGAAACAAUUAAGAAAUGAAUGCAUUUUUA